ACUACGAUUGAAUUGACUACGAUUUAGUGUUAUUGUUUAUUUCGACGCGUUGCGUUGCGUCACAUUUCUGUUAAUUCGUAAAUGUUCGUCAAUUCCGAUUAAAUUCCUCCUCAUUUUAGAAUCUCUUUCGCACCGACUCCAACGCUAAUUGAUAGUUAACUCAAUCAUCACGAUUGCUAACGUGAGAACUAAACACAGUUUAUCUCAAAAGAGAAAGAGAGAGGAGGCGUUUUGAUACAUUAAACUGCUAUUGGCACUUGUCAAUUAAUUUAUUACAAGUUGGUGAAAGAAAGCUUUAACCGUAAAAGGAUGUCUGCACCGAAACAGCAACAGAAUGUUGAGCACAAAGAGAAGAAAAGGAAAGAAAGCAUUCUUGAUUUAUCAAAGUAUCUCGAGAAGAAUAUAAGGGUAAAAUUUGCUGGUGGCAGAGAAGCCGAAGGUAUCCUUAAAGGUUAUGAUCCUUUACUCAAUCUAGUGCUUGACAACACAAAGGAAUAUCUUAGAGAUCCAGAUGAUCCAUACAAAUUAAAUCAGGACACUCGUAUGCUGGGUUUAGUAGUGUGCAGAGGAACGUCUGUAGUGCUUAUCUGUCCUGUAGAUGGUAUGGAGUCUAUUCAGAAUCCGUUCAUACAACAAGAAGGAUAAGCAGGAAAGUUCUUCAU
This is a messenger RNA of Cyphomyrmex costatus, 662 nucleotides long. It is a transcript of the gene LSm7, whose product is annotated as U6 snRNA-associated Sm-like protein LSm7. Gene Ontology annotation, biological process: nuclear-transcribed mRNA catabolic process; mRNA splicing, via spliceosome. Gene Ontology annotation, cellular component: spliceosomal tri-snRNP complex; U12-type spliceosomal complex; U2-type prespliceosome. The coding region runs from base 310 to 645 and encodes 111 amino acids. Gene Ontology annotation, molecular function: RNA binding. The transcript is spliced from 4 exons. The record is from RefSeq and is a predicted model, not a curated record. Lineage: Eukaryota; Metazoa; Arthropoda; Insecta; Hymenoptera; Formicidae.